UAUCAAUGUACUGAUACGUCGUAGGAACUAGUCGUUCUGGCAGCUGGCAGACAUCGAGUGCCAAAUAGCUACGAUUUCAUUGGCCAACGCCACCGGCAACUAACGGUUAGCGUUUGUGCUAACGGAUGACUUCAGCCUUUGUCCAGUGCGAUUCCAGCCUUUUUCUAAUUUCUAAUCAUUGGUUCCUUCGUGCCCGUCAUGUUAUAUAUAAGUUCCCUCGCUCCCAUAAAUUCUUUAGUCUUCGUUGGCCACCCAUCCCCCAUUAACCCGCCAUGACUGUAUCUCACCCGGACUCCACCAGCACUACCACAACUGCGGUUCCCCUACCUAGUAGAGAUGCUAUGGCUAGCGGUUCAGUCAACAGACCGCCACCAGUGUGGUCACUGGAGUCUAACGGAACCUUAACUCCACCACUUGUCGAAAAAUGUGAUAGACAUGGCCGCCAGGAUGGUGUUUGUUGCAAGGAGCUCAAGGACGAAGACGAUAGAAUCCUGAUAGAUCCUGAUGUUAUCCGCGACGUCAUUAUUGGAUUGUCGGAUGGCCUAACAGUUCCCUUCGCCUUGACAGCUGGUCUGUCUGGCCUAGGGACUUCAAGAAUAGUCGUUGUCGGCGGCCUUGCAGAACUCAUUGCCGGCGCUAUAUCGAUGGGAAUAGGUGGCUUCCUUGCGUCCCAGGCUGAGCGGGACCAUUAUCGAUUCUUGCAGCGCCACACCUACUCACGGGUGAUGCGGAGUUGCGUCGGGGAAAUGGAGAGGGAGGUACAUGCUGUUUUGGGUCCCGUCGGUGUCGACGAAUCUACUUCCCAGGCUGUCACGAAUUGCCUGCGGAAAGUAGAGGAAGAGCCUGGGUUUGAAGAACGUAGACCCGCACCUUCCGAUGAGGAGAAACCAUCACGGGGGAUGAAGAGCGAGUCUGGACUGACACCAUUCUUACUGAAAUUUGGAGAGGGGUUGGAGGAAGUUCCGACUCGCCGACUAUACAUUUCCGCGUUCACUAUCGGCAUGGGAUACCUCUUGGGCGGUAUUAUCCCGCUUCUCCCAUAUUUCUUCAUUCCUCGAGCGCUUGAAGCACUGCAAAUUUCUUGCAUAAUUACUGGGAUAGUUCUUCUCAUAUUUGGUGCCGUCAAAGCUCGAGUCACGGGGGCAGCGAGGAGUAUCUGGGGGUACAUUUGGGGAGCAGUCAGUACGAUGGCUGUUGGCGGAUUCGCUGCCGCUGCCGCCUACGGGUUGGUUGUAGCGGUGGAAAGAUCGUCUAUAUGACAUUAUCAUUUCCCUGUCGAUUUUGGUGGUCUUAUGAUAUCUCUCAUACUGUUUGGAUGAUCCGCUAGAUUAGUACGUUGCCUAUUUUGUGGGAUUUUUCAUGGAAUACCUAUCCACAACAUAUAAUUUCUUUUUCACAUCACAUACAAGGCCUCAUCCAACUGUUUCAGUUGCAAUUUGCACACUCGUUGAAUUAAAAUUUCCUUUGAUGAU
Suillus clintonianus is the source of this 1472-nucleotide messenger RNA. RefSeq names its product VIT family-domain-containing protein. Gene Ontology annotation, cellular component: fungal-type vacuole membrane. Gene Ontology annotation, molecular function: manganese ion transmembrane transporter activity; iron ion transmembrane transporter activity. The record is from RefSeq and is a predicted model, not a curated record. NCBI's taxonomy places the organism in Eukaryota, Fungi, Basidiomycota, Agaricomycetes, Boletales, Suillaceae. Bases 273 to 1259 code for a protein of 328 amino acids. The transcript has 4 exons. Gene Ontology annotation, biological process: intracellular manganese ion homeostasis.